Messenger RNA from Paramuricea clavata, 375 nucleotides. The record is from the annotation of a GenBank genome assembly. NCBI's taxonomy places the organism in Eukaryota, Metazoa, Cnidaria, Anthozoa, Malacalcyonacea, Plexauridae.
AUGGUUCAACCCGGACAGAGACAGAGACAUAAUUUUAAAAUAAAUCCCGGCAUAUUCCCCGAUGCUACCAGAAGAAGACCCCGUCGAUCCAGACAAUAUGGUGGUACGGUGGCACCCCCAACGGGACAAAAACCCCCGGGUCUUAGAAUUGGUGAUAUAUUACAGAAUGCUGUCGCAUCCGCCGUUCUAAAGGGUCAAAAUGUGGUAAAACGAAAAACGAGAAAAGUUAAAAGUUAUACAUUAGAACGCAAAAAACAAGUGGAAAGAAUGAAAGAAAGACAAAGACGUGGUGCUACUCAAAAAGGAGGACGUAUAGCUUCGGGGGGUAGAAAACCCAUAAAUCAUAUGCCUGUAGUUUAUCAAUAUCAUCAAUAA